UCUUGAACCUUUCGUGGUUCGUGACGAUUCCGAAUUAACAGGAAAGAUUCUUUAAGUUUUGAUAUAAUUGAGAUGGGGCAAGAAAAUGAACCAGCCUAGAAAAUGGGUGCCUCAAUCAUUAAAUUUCCUUUCUUCUUAUUUUGUUUUCUUUGUUUACCAUAUUUCAUCGAGAGUAGUGUCGGAAACUGUCUGAAUAAUCAAUGCAGCAAGGAGGGGCCUGGUAUCGCAUUUCCGUUCAGAUUAAAAGGCCGUCAACCUGAACGAUGUGGUUAUCCAGGUUUUGAUCUUACCUGUGAUAAUAUGAAUAGAACCAUUAUAGAGCUGCCAUUUUCCGGACGAUUCCUCGUGAAAGAUAUCAAGUAUGGUGGAACUUAUAACGAAAUACUACUACACGAUCCGGAUGACUGUCUUCCUAGACGUUUAUUGAAUCCGCUGAAUCUCUCAGGUACUCCUUUCAUUGGUAAUGAGUAUCAGAUUUAUUCAUUCUUUAGCUGCCAAACAAAUACUUCUUCGUCUUUUUACCCCGGGAGGGACAUCAGUUGCCUUAGUAACGCCACACACAGAGUAUUUGCUACAACUUCAACAAGUUCCCGUAGUUUAUGGACUAACGCAAAUUGCAGGUUAAAUUCUACUAUAACAGUUCCAGUGGACUAUAUUUCUGAUGUUUACCGCGAGUAUCCUUGGUUUCCAUAUGAAUCUGUUCUUAAAGUAACAUGGAAUUGGAAAAAACCAUGGUGCAAACAAAACUGUAAUAAGGAUUCGAGCUUUCCAACCUUCGAAGAAGGCCAUAAAUUCCCUGACGUUCCUACUGCUGGUAAAACAUUUCUCAUGGUCAUAGGCAUCAUAAUACCAACGGUAAUAGUCGCUGCUGUGUGCUACAGUGUUUCGCGCAUUAAAGGCUUUUGCUUUGGUGCUGGUAACGAAGUAACCAACUCGUUAGCCUCACAAUUAGUCACUAUCACCACCGGUCUUGAUGGCUCUGCAAUACAAUCUUUUCCCACGGUAGUUCUUGGUGAUAGCGGACGACUUCCCAACCCAGAUAGUAAUACUUGUGCAAUAUGUCUGUCAGAAUAUCAGCCAAAAGAGACAAUAAAGACUUUACCUGCAUGUAAUCAUUUAUUCCAUGCUUAUUGUAUUGAUUCCUGGGUUCAUUUGAACUCAACAUGUCCUGUCUGUCGAAUAUCUCUUAUCCCGUAAGUUUGGUUACUUACCUCUCACCUUGUCAUACUCAGAUACGAAUGAGCCUCCUCCCAAAUUACUAAUUCCCUCUUGUAAAUUAAGCAUUCAUGCAUAAAAUUAUCCAUUU
Messenger RNA from Papaver somniferum (opium poppy), 1306 nucleotides. Its product is annotated as putative RING-H2 finger protein ATL21A. The transcript is spliced from 2 exons. The record is from RefSeq and is a predicted model, not a curated record. Gene Ontology annotation, molecular function: polysaccharide binding. NCBI's taxonomy places the organism in Eukaryota, Viridiplantae, Streptophyta, Magnoliopsida, Ranunculales, Papaveraceae. Bases 103 to 1197 code for a protein of 364 amino acids.